Messenger RNA from Morus notabilis, 818 nucleotides. Its product is annotated as 50S ribosomal protein L11, chloroplastic. NCBI's taxonomy places the organism in Eukaryota, Viridiplantae, Streptophyta, Magnoliopsida, Rosales, Moraceae. Gene Ontology annotation, biological process: translation. Gene Ontology annotation, molecular function: structural constituent of ribosome; large ribosomal subunit rRNA binding. The transcript has 4 exons. Gene Ontology annotation, cellular component: ribosome; large ribosomal subunit. The record is from RefSeq and is a predicted model, not a curated record. Bases 95 to 811 code for a protein of 238 amino acids.
CAUUUGAAGAAGUGGAAAAGAUUGAAGGACGUCGUACCAUCAUCCUUGGGGGGUUUUAUCCAGAGCUCUGAGCUAAAAGCUUCAACCUUCAACAAUGGCGUCCUCUCUCUGCACUUACCACAAUAACAUCAUUCCCUCUCACGCUUCCACAAAGAACAAGACCAAUUCAAUUCACAGCAAUGUCAAGAAUCUCUCAUCUUCUCUCUUCGGUUCGUGUCAAUCCAUCGGCAGUUUCUCGUCGACCUCCGAAAACUCCCUCAGAUUCCUUCAAUCCAAACAGCCUCAUCCGUUUCUCUCGCCCAGACGUCUCACCGUCGUCGCCAUGGCUCCGCCCAAGGCCAAGCCCGGCGGCAAAGCCAAAAAAGUGGUUGGAAUGAUAAAGCUGGCGCUUGAGGCUGGAAAGGCGACUCCGGCGCCGCCAGUGGGGCCGGCGCUGGGUUCUAAGGGAGUUAAUAUAAUGGCUUUCUGUAAGGACUACAAUGCCAGAACCGCCGAUAAGGCAGGUUAUGUUAUUCCCGUGGAAAUCACCGUCUACGAUGAUAAAAGUUUUACUUUCAUUCUGAAGACUCCCCCGGCUUCGGUUCUGCUUCUUAAAGCUGCUGGAGUGGAGAAAGGUUCGAAAGACCCAAAGAUGGAGAAAGUGGGAAAGGUCACCAUUGAGCAAUUGCGAGCAAUCGCCACCGAGAAGCUGCCCGACUUGAACUGCAUAACCAUUGAAUCUGCAAUGAGAAUUAUAGCAGGCACCGCAGCUAAUAUGGGAAUCGACGUUGACCCUCCAGUUCUUGAACCCAAAAAGAAAGAAGUUCUCUAGUUUCCCA